Messenger RNA from Humulus lupulus (European hop), 444 nucleotides. RefSeq lists its product as uncharacterized. Lineage: Eukaryota; Viridiplantae; Streptophyta; Magnoliopsida; Rosales; Cannabaceae. The coding region runs from base 67 to 429 and encodes 120 amino acids. The transcript has 2 exons. The record is from RefSeq and is a predicted model, not a curated record.
AAAUUUAAUAAUGUGAUUGGAUUCAUUAUUCAGAAUCAUGGUACAUUUCAUUAUAAAGAGUGGAGAAUGGUCCCUGAAGAUGUGAGAGCUCCAUUGCGACACUAUCUUUUGGAACAUUUUGACAUCAACUUGAAUGAUGAGACAACUAAAAAAUGCAUUGAUGAGCAAAUGAGAAAAGCUUGGAAGGGUCAUAAGUACAAGCUGCACUUAUAUUUCAAAGAAAUUGGAGGAGAAAAUGAUCUUGAGAUGGCCAAGAGCAAACGUCAUCCAGACUUAAAAGAACAACAACAAGAAGAUUGGAUGAUUUUGUGUGAUCGUUGGUGUUCUCCUGAAUAUAAGGUAACAUUUUUUUAUCAUAAUAUUGCUAUUAUGAUAGGAACAAGAGACCCGACAUACUAUUUACAUAUUGCUAUUGUUCUUGACAUCUAGCUAUUUGUUAUUUUC